ACGAAAGGCGAGCGUUCCUCUGUGCGCAGGCGCAGGCGCAGGGCUGGGCACUCCCCCGGGAGAGAGGGCUGCUGGGGCCGGUGACGUGGCCUGGCAUGGUCCCUGCUGGUGUGCCUCCCAGGAACCCCGCGCCGCCGGAACUGCCCAAGGCCUAGUCCCGACGUGCGUGUGUGAGCCGGAACUAGGGACAGCUACGGCGGCGGCCCGGCUCGCGGGGACCCGACGGGGCCGCUGCCAUGGGGGAGUGACUCCCCCUGCGCCCGCUGGUCCGCGGCAGCGGCGAGACAUGAGGAGACCCCGCGGCAGGGGCAGCGGCGGCGGCUCUUGAGCCCCGGCAUGGAGGAGAAAUACGGCGGGGACGUGCUGGCCGGCCCCGGCGGCGGCAGUGGAGGCGGCCUCGGGCCGGUGGACGUUCCCAGCGCUCGGUUAACAAAAUAUAUUGUGUUACUAUGUUUCACUAAAUUUUUGAAAGCUGUGGGACUAUUUGAAUCAUAUGAUCUCCUAAAAGUAGUUCAUGUUGUUCAGUUCAUUUUUAUAUUAAAACUUGGGACUGCAUUUUUUAUGGUUUUGUUUCAAAAGCCAUUUUCAUCUGGCAAAACUAUUUCCAAACAUCAGUGGAUCAAAAUAGUUAAACAUGCAAUUGCUGGGUGUAUCAUUUCGCUCUUGUGGUUUUUUGGCCUUACUCUUUGUGGACCACUAAGGACUUUGCUGCUAUUUGAACAUAGUGAUAUUGUUGUCAUCUCGCUACUCAGCGUUUUGUUCACCAGUUCCGGAGGAGGACCAGCAAAGACAAGGGGGGCUGCUUUUUUCAUUAUUGCUGUGAUCUGUUUAUUGCUUUUCGAUAAUGAUGAUCUCAUGGCUAAAAUGGCUGAACACCCUGAAGGACAUCAUGACAGUGCUCUAACUCACAUGCUUUAUACAGCCAUUGCUUUCUUAGGUGUGGCAGAUCACAAGGGUGGAGUAUUGUUGCUAGUACUGGCUUUGUGUUGUAAAGUUGGUUUUCAUACAGCAUCCAGAAAGCUCUCCAUAGAUGUUGGUGGAGCCAAACGUCUUCAAGCUUUAUCCCACCUUGUUUCUGUGCUUCUCUUGUGUCCAUGGGUCAUCGUUCUUUCUAUGACAACUGAGAGUAAAGUCGAGUCUUGGUUUUCUCUCAUUAUGCCUUUUGCAACAGUUAUCUUUUUUGUCAUGAUCCUGGAUUUCUAUGUGGAUUCCAUUUGUUCAGUCAAAAUGGAAGCUUCCAAAUGUGCUCGCUAUGGAUCCUUUCCCAUUUUUAUUAGUGCACUGCUUUUUGGAAAUUUUUGGACACAUCCAAUAACAGACCAGCUUCGGGCUAUGAACAAAGCAGCUCACCAGGAAAGCACUGAACAUGUGCUAUCUGGAGGAGUGGUAGUGAGUGCAGUAUUCUUCAUUUUGUCUGCCAACAUCUUAUCGUCUCCCUCUAAGAGAGGACAGAAAGGUACCCUUAUUGGAUAUUCUCCUGAAGGAACACCUCUUUAUAACUUCAUGGGUGAUGCUUUCCAGCACAGCUCUCAAUCAAUCCCUAGGUUUAUUAAGGAAUCACUAAAACAAAUUCUUGAGGAAAGUGACUCCAGGCAGAUCUUUUACUUCUUGUGCUUAAAUUUGCUUUUUACCUUUGUGGAAUUAUUCUAUGGGGUGCUGACCAAUAGUCUGGGUCUAAUCUCAGAUGGAUUUCAUAUGCUCUUUGACUGCUCUGCCUUAGUCAUGGGACUUUUUGCGGCCCUGAUGAGUAGAUGGAAAGCCACACGGAUUUUCUCCUAUGGGUAUGGCCGAAUAGAGAUUCUCUCUGGCUUUAUUAAUGGACUUUUUCUGAUGGUAAUAGCUUUUUUUGUGUUCAUGGAGUCAGUUGCUAGAUUGAUUGAUCCUCCAGAAUUAGACACACACAUGUUAACACCAGUCUCAGUUGGAGGGCUGAUAGUAAACCUUAUUGGUAUCUGUGCCUUUAGCCAUGCCCAUAGCCAUAACCAUGGAGCUUCUCAAGGAAGCUGCCACUCAUCUGAUCACAGCCAUUCACACCAUAUGCACGGACACAGUGACCAUGGGCACAGUCACAGCCAUGGAUCCACAGGCGGAGGCAUGAAUGCUAACAUGAGGGGUGUAUUUCUACAUGUUUUGGCAGACACACUUGGCAGCAUUGGUGUAAUUGUAUCCACAAUUCUUAUAGAACAGUUUGGAUGGUUCAUUGCUGAUCCCCUCUGUUCUCUUUUUAUUGCUAUAUUAAUAUUUCUCAGUGUUGUCCCACUGAUUAAAGAUGCCUGUCAGGUUCUACUACUGAGACUGCCACCAGAAUAUGAAAAAGAACUACAUAAUGCUUUAGAAAAGAUACAGAAAAUUGAAGGAUUAAUCUCAUACCGAGAUGCUCAUUUUUGGCGUCAUUCUGCUAGUGUUGUGGCAGGAACAAUUCAUAUACAGGUGACAUCUGAUGUGCUGGAACAAAGAGUGGUACAGCAGGUUACAGGAAUAAUUAAAGAUGCAGGAGUAAAUAAUUUAACAAUUCAAGUGGAAAAAGAGGCAUACUUUCAACAUAUGUCUGGACUAAGUACUGGAUUUCAUGAUGUUCUGGCUAUGACAAAACAAAUGGAGUCUAUGAAAUAUUGCAAAGAUGGUACUUACAUCAUGUGAGACAAUUCAAGAAUUUCCCCUGGAAUCUGAACAAUGAUGAUUAAAUAACCCAGUAUUUGUAAUACUGUCAGAGGGAUGAAAAUUGCACAUAAUUGUACUGGAACUUUUAAAGCUCCCUACUAUUGGAUCAAGGAAUCUUUUUUAAAGGAAAUUUAAAUACAGAAUGAAGCAUUAAUUAUACAAGUGAAAUAAUAUUUGAAUUAUGUAUAUAAAGGAAUCUUAAAAUUUGAGUGAACAUAAGAUUUCUCAUCAUCUUCAAAAAUGGAAACAUAAUGAUGGAUCCUAGUGAAGACCAAAAUUCUUUGUUUACUUUCUAUCAGAAAACAUCUUCAUUGUAAAUAUGUAUUUACAUGUUUAUUACAAAGACCCAAAUGAGAAAUUUUUAGUCAGUUUUUUGCAUAGCCUAAGGAUGAAAUAGGAAUAAAAGUUCUAUAUUUAUGCAAUUUCUGUAUAUAAAACUGGUUUCUAAUUAUAACUUAAGUCCAUUAAGUAAAAUCUGUAUUGCCACUUUAAAUGUAAACUAAAUUAUUUGAAAGAAACUUCAACCACUAGUAUGAGAUAAUCAGUAAGAACAGGGAAGUAUAACAUUACAGUUUUUGAUGUAUUAUAAAAACCAACCACUCUGUAAAAUAAAUUUUUUUACUUUUGGUAA
Messenger RNA from Otolemur garnettii (small-eared galago), 3292 nucleotides. RefSeq names its product solute carrier family 30 member 5 (gene SLC30A5). NCBI's taxonomy places the organism in Eukaryota, Metazoa, Chordata, Mammalia, Primates, Galagidae. Gene Ontology annotation, cellular component: membrane; Golgi apparatus. Gene Ontology annotation, biological process: intracellular zinc ion homeostasis; zinc ion transport; transmembrane transport. The record is from RefSeq and is a predicted model, not a curated record. The transcript is spliced from 16 exons. Gene Ontology annotation, molecular function: zinc ion transmembrane transporter activity. The coding region runs from base 337 to 2640 and encodes 767 amino acids.